AUGGACGCCUCCUCCCUCCGCAUCUCCAAGUUCGAUGGAACUAACUUCCACGCCUGGAAGUUCAAGAUGCAGAUGGUGCUGGAGGAACGGGACCUAUGGGAGGUCGUCAGCGGUGAGAUCAAGGCGGAACAGUGCGAGACUCAGUUGGACCAAGCGACGUACAAGAGGAAGUCAAGAAAGGCGAUGGCAGUGAUCUGUCUAGCCAUGGAAGAUUCCCAGCUACCGUUGGUCCGGUCGGCAAGUGGUGCAUGCGACGCGUGGUCAAGGUUGGAAGACCACUUCGAGAAGAAGAGUCUUGCCAACAAGCUGUUCUUGCGCCGUCGCUUCUUCACGACAAUGAUGGAAGAAGGCGACGAUGUGCUCGAACACAUCAACAAGCUCAAGACGCUGGCGGAACAGCUAGAAGCGGUGGGGGCUCCAGUCUGCGAGGACGAUCUGGUGAUCACACUCCUCGGCAGCCUGAGUGACUCGUAUCAAUUCUUGAUCACAGCUUUGGAGUCGCGCUCAGACACUCUUAGCUGGGAGCUCGUGACGUCUCGACUGCUUCAUGAAGAAAUGAAGCGGAAGGAGCAAGGAAGUAAAGGUGAUGAAGCUUCGCAAGGUCAAGCGUUCAUCACAAGGGACAAUCAGCGCAAAGGGCGACCAGUGAAGAAGUCCUGGCCGUGCCACAAUUGCGGAAAGAUUGGUCACUGGAUGGCGGAGUGCCCCUCGCGCUGUUGA
Molecule: messenger RNA, 720 nt
Organism: Peronospora matthiolae
Lineage: Eukaryota; Oomycota; Peronosporomycetes; Peronosporales; Peronosporaceae
Source: the annotation of a GenBank genome assembly